This is a messenger RNA of Seminavis robusta, 642 nucleotides long. NCBI's taxonomy places the organism in Eukaryota, Bacillariophyta, Bacillariophyceae, Naviculales, Naviculaceae. The record is from the annotation of a GenBank genome assembly.
AUGACUGAAACCUUCUUUGGUAGGGUUUUUCUGUAUUCAUCCGAGGAGGAUCCAUCAUCUGACAAUGGCAAGGAAAGCUUGGGUGACAAUCUGGCGGUCUUGUGGGCUGGUUUUGGUGAGGGCUUUGGUGACAAUAACACUGACACCAUCAUUGGUAGGGCUUCUCUGACUUCGUCCAUGGAGGAUUCAUCAUCAGCCAAUGGCAUGGACAGCUUGGGACAAUCUUGCAGCCUUGUGGACCUGUUUCGGGCGGAGGAUUCAUCCUCCAAUGGCAUUGAAAGCUUGGGAGACAAUCUGGCAGUCUUGCGGACCUGUUUCGGUGAGGCCUUUGGAGACAAUGUCACUGAAACCUUCAUUGGUAGGGCUUCUUUGUCUUCUUCAUCAGUGGAGGAUCAUCAUCAGCCAAUGGCAUGGACAGCUUGGGAGACAAUCUUGCAGCCUUGUGGACCUGUUUCGGAUUCUUCCUCCAAUGGCAUUGAAAGCUUGGGAGACAAUCUGGCAGUCUUGUGGACCUGUUUUGGUGAGGACUUUGGUGACAACGUGACUGAAACCGUCAUUGGUAGGGCUUCUCUGUCUUCAUCGGUGGAGGAUUCAUCCUCCAAUGGCAAGGAAAGCUUGGGAGACAAUCUGGCAGUCUUGUAG